CUCUCUCUCUCUGCGGUGUCCGCCUGCUACAAAACAACCAAGACCCCGGAACACAGAACCCGCACGAGGACCGGGACCGGACCGGACCUGGGGGGCACAAGGAGACACCAUGACAGAAAACACCAAAACCCACGUGAUCCUGCUGUCCUGCGGCAGCUUCAACCCCAUCACCAAGGGGCACCUGCACAUGUUCGAACAAGCCAGAGAGUAUUUGCACCAAUCGGGACGCUUCAUUGUGAUCGGAGGAAUCAUCUCUCCGGUGCACGACUCGUACGGGAAGCCUGGUCUGGUGCCCAGCAGACAUCGUCUCACCAUGUGUCAGAUGGCGGUCCAGUCCUCUGAUUGGAUCAGGGUGGACCCCUGGGAGUGUUACCAGGACACCUGGCAGACGACCUGCAGCGUGCUGGAGCAUCACCGAGACCUCAUGAAGAGAGUCACCGGCUGCAUUCUGUCCAACGUCAACACGCCAUCGUCGACUCCUGUGAUUGGUCAGCCACAGAACCAGACUCCACCCAUCUACCAGAACCACAGCAACAUGAAUCACAAGCCCACAGCCAUCAAACUGUGGGGGAAGGUCAGCGAGAGCUUUGGAAAGAUCUGCUGCGUCCGUCCUCACCUCGACCGCUUCACCUUCGUCGAUGAAAACGCGAACCUGGGGACCGCGAUGAGGUACGAGGAGAUCGAGUUACGCAUCUUGCUCCUGUGUGGCAGUGAUCUCCUGGAGUCCUUCUGCAUCCCUGGUCUGUGGAAGGACAGUGAUAUGGAGGUGAUCGUGGGGGACUUUGGGAUCGUGGUGGUUCCUCGUGACGGAGCCGACACGGAGAGGAUCAUGAAUCACUCCUCCGUCCUCCGCAAGUUCAAGGACAACAUCACCAUGGUGACGGACGGGAUGAGCCACCCGAUGUCCGUCGUCAGCUCCACCAAGAGCAGACUGGCCCUGCAGCACGGUGACGGCCAUGUUGUGGACUACCUGAGUCAGCCCGUCAUCGACUACAUCCUGCAGAGUCAGCUAUACAUCAACGCCUCCGGGUAGAGACGUCAACCUGCAUGAGAACAGGGAGAGUGUGUGUGUGUGUGUGUGUGUGUGUGUGUGUGUGUGUGUGUGGGGGGGGGGGGGGGGGGGGGCUACCUAUGACAUAUAUAAAUAUAACACCCAACCCCAGCCCCCUAAAAAAACUACAACUAAAACUUCCUUCUCUGUCUUCUGUGUCAAACAUAUACUCUUCUUUGAGCUUUAGUGUCAUGUGACGUCACCAUCAGGGAGGGGGGGGGGGGGGGGGGGGGGGGGACCCUAAGGGCUGCACACGUCUCAUUGGUGUAUUUCUCCACUGCGAUGGUGACGGCAGUGUUUGUUUUCUGUCACACACUCAGCCAGGCUCAGCGCCCCCGGGGCAGAUGGGUAAAAAACGAGGGUUUGGGGCCUGAACCAAGGAAGGUCUCAAAGUACCCAAUUCAUUGUUUCUUACUCUCAAUUAACUUAAAUAAAACAGAACCAAGCAGGUCAAGAAAUAAAUGUCGUGAAAUGGAGUUUUUUAGAAUCUUGUUCUUUGACCUCUGACCUCUGACCCUGGUCAGCUGACUCCGGUCUGCAGCAGGAAACCGGCGUUCUUUUUAUCGACCUCGCUCAGAUGCGUCUUUCGUCUUUCCACCGUUGACGUACAAUCCGAACAAUACAAUGAAAUUAAAUACAAUCACAUUUACAAUCACACAAAAACAUUCUGAAGGAAACCCGAGUUUGACCUCCGAGCUGAAGGUCGAAGGUCGUCUCUGAACCGGAGCUUUGAGGGUGCUGAUGAUGAUGAUGGUGAUGAUGAACUUUUGUGAAACAAAUCCUCAGCAGCAGUGUUGUUGUUGUUGUUGUUGUGUUUUCUUCUUCACAUGCUCCUGUAGCUCUUCUGACCGUAGACUGCAUGCUUAGACAUGUUUGGUUCUGGCAUGAACGUUCAUCAUUUAAUAGAAUCUGAUGUGUUGUGAGUGUAUAAAUAAAUAUUUAAGAUAUAAAGUGGGGACCAUCAUC
This is a messenger RNA of Cyclopterus lumpus (lumpfish), 2017 nucleotides long. It is a transcript of the gene nmnat2, whose product is annotated as nicotinamide nucleotide adenylyltransferase 2. The transcript is spliced from 11 exons. The record is from RefSeq and is a predicted model, not a curated record. Gene Ontology annotation, cellular component: Golgi apparatus. Gene Ontology annotation, biological process: NAD+ biosynthetic process. The coding region runs from base 110 to 1033 and encodes 307 amino acids. NCBI's taxonomy places the organism in Eukaryota, Metazoa, Chordata, Actinopteri, Perciformes, Cyclopteridae. Gene Ontology annotation, molecular function: nicotinate-nucleotide adenylyltransferase activity; nicotinamide-nucleotide adenylyltransferase activity.